Molecule: messenger RNA, 948 nt
Organism: Miscanthus lutarioriparius
Lineage: Eukaryota; Viridiplantae; Streptophyta; Magnoliopsida; Poales; Poaceae
Source: the annotation of a GenBank genome assembly
AUGGCGGCUAUAUCCUCAUAUUGCAUCUGGAAACUCUACGACACUUUGCUCCGACGAUGGUUUGAUGCUCUUGAUGGUGACGGGGUGCCGGUGCCAUCACGCGAACCGGCAUGCCAGGAAGAAGCACUGCUUCAGCUCCACCAUCAGACUCCGUGUCACAUCCAUGAGGUCCUGCGCGAAUUCUCGAGCGACGAAAUCGAGGCCAUGACGCAGGACUUCGGGAGCAUGAUUGGGCGAGGCGGCUCCGCUCAGGUCUUCCGAGGAAGCCUCGACGACGGCACGCCCGUCGCCGUCAAGAGGAUCAACAUCGACAGCGGUCACACCGUGGCCGGCGAGGAGGACUUCCGGAGAGAGCUCUCCAUCAUCGCCAGCGUGCACCACCGCAGCCUGGUGCGCCUCCUCGGCUACUGCCUCCAGCACGGCGGGGGCGGCCUCUACCUGGUCUACCCCUUCUUCGAGAACGGGUCGCUCUUCCACAGAACUGAGGAGCAGAGGCGCCUCAUGACGUGGCCCAAGCGGGCGCUCGCGUACCUCCACAACGAGUGCCACCGGCGGAUCCUUCACCUCGACGUCAAGCCGGGCAACAUCCUGCUCGACGGCGACCUCCGCGCUCACGUCUCCGACUUUGGCGUCUCCCUGUCCAUCACCCGGGGCCUCAACAGCGUCAUCAACACGCGCGGGAGGGGCAAGUUAGGGUACAUGGCGCCGGAGAUGCUCGUCAACUCGGUGUCCGACAGGUCCGAUGUGUUCAGCUACGGCAAGACGCUUCUCGAGCUCGUCGGCGGGCGCCCGAACUACGUUGCCCCGCCGGUCCCGUCAGCAGACGACGCUUCAUCAUCAGCCACGCCGGACCUCAAGCGGGACUACUUCCCGUAUAUCGUGACUCGUGAGGGAUAUGAUGACGCGAGGCGAGCUCCUGAAGGCGGUGGACACGGCCAUGGCGCAUGA